Amphibalanus amphitrite is the source of this 5990-nucleotide messenger RNA. RefSeq lists its product as uncharacterized. The record is from RefSeq and is a predicted model, not a curated record. Lineage: Eukaryota; Metazoa; Arthropoda; Thecostraca; Balanomorpha; Balanidae. The coding region runs from base 4043 to 5512 and encodes 489 amino acids. The transcript is spliced from 9 exons.
UAUGGCCUUUGAGAACUCUAGAUCUGAGGACUUGUCAUCUGAGUGAGUUCUUAAUUGUUAAUUGUUCAAGUGUAAUGUCAUAUGCUCAUAUGGUAGAUCAAAAGUUGAAUCUGAGGCCCAAGCCUAAUGAUAAAAACCAGAGUAAAUUUUAGGUUCAUUGAGCAUAAUAGCCAAAUGACAUAAUGAACAAUGAUCCUAGUAAAAUGUAGCAUCCAUGAUCAUCAGAACAACAAGAUGAACAGUCCUUGCUUAUGAUAUUUCCUACAUUGUGGCUUCUCUUAUUGCUAUUUGCAAAGCAAAAUAGAUCUUAAAUCAUUCAUGAUCAUUCAGUCAUAACAUAUUCAGUAGGUAGCCAGUGCCAGGCUAUUGGUUAUCAAUCCCACAACCAACCUCAUGAGUUAGAACUCAGUCACUCACUCUCAAUAAUACUAUCUCAAUAUUUGGAUGGUACUGCUGACACUUCAUUCAGUAUACUCACUACUAAGUGCUUGGCAGUAAGUAGUUAACACUGAAGUAACAACAUGUACCAUCAAGGUACAUGUGAGGGUGUAUGCACAUAAUCUAACAUCCAAUUGCAACUUAGAAUAUAGCAUCCAAUGCCAAAUAUCACCUAAACCUUCAACUGAGGAGUCAUAAUGCAAACCCUCCAAACAAAUUAAGGUUGAUUCAGGACCCAAGAUCCACAAGAUCCCUCGACAAAUUGAAAAUGCAGGAUCCAAGAUCCCCAGGAUCCCUCGCCAAAUUGAAAAUGCAGGAUCCAAGAUCCCCAGGAUCCCUCGACAAAUUGAAAAUUCAGGAUUCAGGAUCCCUCGACAAAAUCUGAAGUGCAGACUGCAGGAUCUAGAAUCUCCAGGAUCCCUUGACAAAUCUGAAGUGCUGGAUCCAAGAUCCCCAGGAUCCCUCAACAAAAUCUGAAAUGCUGGAUCCAAGAUCCCCAGGAUCCCUCGACAAAAUCUGAAAUUCUGGAUCCAGGAACCACCAAGAUCCCAAAUCUUGGAUCCAGCGGAUCCUGGAUCUCGGAUCUUUUUGGGAUCUUGGCACAAGUCUGCUCACAACUUCAAACAUAAAUUUUUCACAAACCAAGCUAUAAAUGAAGCGGGGAAUAAUUUAUAUCACUAGAUUUUUGGUUGUUUGUAGCAACAACUAUUCACUUUGUAAUACAUCAAAAUUUGAGGAAUAUUUGGACAGUUCAAGGACUGUCCAAAUGUUGACAAUGACAGAAUGCUCAAGGACAAUGAACAAUCAGGGCUCUAGGUCUGUGGUAUGUUAAAUAUCAGGUUCCUCCAAUGGCGGUCAAGUCGCGCCUAGAAUGUCGAGCGAGUCAGCGGACACAACUUCGGCAGGUAAAGCGUUCCAGCUGUUCAUGGUACUGGCGCUGAAGCUGUUUCGCCGUGGGGUCACCGCCCUGGGUUUGAGUGGUGACUGGUACCAUUUUCACUAAAUUCUAUAAAUGACAUCACUGGUGCGUUUGCCCACAUGACUGUAGGCAGAAGACCCCGUAGUUCAUAUUUUAUUGAAUAUUAUUUGGGGUUGUGCCCUUAUGAUCGAAAGGAUCAUAACGAACGAAAUUCAUUUCCUUCGUUUAAUGAUCCUUUCCUUGGUGUUGCUAAUUCUGUAUGCUUGGUUAGGCGAAUUUACAAUUGGCUCAGAAUGUUUUUGCACUUAUUGGUUUCAGAUGAAUGUGAAGCUAUCAUGUUCUUUGUGUCACCACACUGACACAGACUUGAGAGAGUUUUGCCUGCAUUUGCGACGACAUGGAUCAGACCCUUAUUUUCACGUGGAUUGCCCGAUGUGUCGCAAGAAGUUCACCACUGUUCGGUAUUGGAAAGAUCAUGUUUUGUCUAGAAAGUGUUCUCCGGUUGAAGCUGCUGGUUGUGCUUCAAAUGCUCCAGAGACAUCUUCGUCUCAAAAUCAACAAGAAACUGGUGUCGAGAUUGAUUCUGACUCUGGUGACAAGGUUGAAGACGACCCUGGUGCUCACGAUGUGAGAAAACAACUGUUAGGACUCAUAAUCAAACUCCGCGCCCAAAAUGUGACCGAAAAUAGCUGCCAUGCUGUGCUGGAGUUCAUUGAGGACUUUUCGAAAGAAGUCAUCCAAGAGUGUCUGAGCUUAUGUGGGGAGGCACCAUGCUGCCAUCUUGAAGAAUAUUAUCAUAAACUCAAGACUCUGAAUGAGCUGAGCAAGUUACAGGGUAGCGACCACCUAGAACGCACAGCUGUCAAGGAGUUUGAAACGGUUGAUCCUGUAUCUGUGACAUUGGGCACAGACGAACAUGGGAAAGAUGAAACGCUCCAAUACUUGCCAGUUACACCUCAGCUUAAACAACUCUGCGAGCAAGUGAAUGCUUGCGAAGAUGCAACUGCAUCACCAGAUGGGAUACUUGGUGGCCUUCAGGAUGGAUACGUCCAUAACAAUAAUAACAGCGAAGGUCGUUUGCUUCUUUCAGUCUACUAUGACAGUUUUCAAGUAGGCAACCCCUUGGGCAGCAGAGCAAAGAACCAGAAAGUGGGCGUUGUUUAUUUUUCAGUGAACAGUCUUAAGAACAGCGCACUUCGCAACAAAAUCAUCCUUUCGGUAGUCUUUCGAGAGGCACUGCUGGCAACACAUUCAUGGGCAACACUGCUCGACCCACUCAUCACCGAACUUAAAGAGCUUGAAUCAAGCGGUUUUGUGGCAAACAUUCGUGGUGGCUCGCAUUUUACUGCACACGUUGCAGUGUUGAUCGGUGACAAUCUGGGCGUACACAGUGUGGCGGGCUUUUCACAGUGCUUCAGUGGGGGUGCAAUGAUUUGCCGACACUGUCAUGGAACGGCAGAUGAGAUACGAACAAAGACGAAGCUGGAAGAGUUUGACCUCCGUUCCAAAGAAGAUUAUGACUCCAAAGUGAAGCUUUUGCUUGAAGAAGGUUUCGGUGAAUCACUCUCGAAAGCGUACGGCAUCCGAAGCACGUGUCCGUUCAGCUCAUUGACGGGCUUUCACCCGAUGACGUCGAUACCCCCUGAUGUGAUGCAUGAUCUUCUAGAGGGCGUUGUGCCGUCCACCAUUGCUCUGGUGUGCGGUGGUUUGAGCUCUCGCGGUGAUUUGUCUCUGAACGAUGUGAACAGAGCUAUCAGGUCAUUCCCAUACAGUCAGGUGGACACAAAUCAUCCCGCCCCGUUACGCCGUGAUGGAAAGGGUAUAACUGUGAAGCAGCAGGCGAGUGAGGCUUGGUGUCUUCUGAGGCUUUUGCCAUUGAUUCUCCUGAGUGCAGGUGUUCUCUCAUCGGCUGUGUCUGGGAGCAAGAUGUACUCCCUGCUCGUGCAGUUAAUCAAAAUCAUGCUCCUACUCACUGUCUUCACGGUGUCACUGCAAGACUUGGAUAUCCUGCAAGGGAUGGUGGAAAAGUUUUUGACAGACCUUCUCGCAUGCUUUCCGGAGUUCAAACUGACGCCGAAGCAUCAUUUCCUCUUACACUAUGCCGAUCAAACGAGGAGACAUGGCCCAUUGAGGUAUCUAUGGAGCAUGAGAUACGAAGCCAAACAUCAAACCUUGAAGCGGUCUGUGGCAAACUCGCGCAAUCGUAAAAAUAUAUGCAAGAGCAUCGCAACUCGUUAUCAGCUGAAGAGUGUCGCAGAUGCAAUGGAACUACGCGGUCGUAUGAGCGGCGGGCAACCUUUCAGGGGAGAGGUUCCGGAAGCGGCUGCUGCAUUGACGAGAGGGGCACAGCUUUUCAAAAAGGCGCUAAUAAACGGCGAGAAGUACUGCGCGGGUGAAGCUCUGCUGCUGCACACUGGUGUCGCUGUGAUUAUCUGCAUUUGCAAACAUCCAAGCAGCGUUGAGUCGGACAAACAAUUCCUGGUGCAGCACCAGGUGGCCAUUUAUGACACAUCCUUGGGAGCUUUUAUCAUUUCUGGAACAGAUCAAUAUGAUGUAUUCGACUGUGCGAGUCUCGUUGAUCCCCAGCCCCUCGGCACGUACUGGAUCAAUGACCACCACUAUGCCGUUCCUCGGAGGCUGAUACCCGGCUACGGGAUGCUGUAGAACGAUAGGACCACGAUCGCCAUGCUGACCUACGUGGUGCAGCAACACGACAUCAACCGACUUGUGACUGUGAAGAAUAAGGGUGAUGUUUUGGCGGCCGCAAAAGAGGCGUUUUCUCUGUCUGGCAGUUAUUGCUUAGAGCUUUACCACAAGGAGUCCGAAUUGUAUGUUCGCAUCGAUAACCCAGUAGACGACCUACCAUGUGGCGGACGGAUUCGCCUUGUCCCCGUCCAAGUCUCCAGCCCACCAGUGUCAUUCAUCCAAAGAUGUCUCAGCACGGCCGACACCAUCCCCGUCCUGACGAUGACAGCUUCUCCUGGCGCCUUGGGAACUCCCUCCUGUUCCAAGGAUUCAGCAGUGAUCGAUGACCUUUUGGUGCCAUGCUCUUCCUCUGUGAGUUCUGCCGUCGGCGAAACGGCACAGGACCCGCUUGCUCUCACCGACGGCGGGACCAGUGACAACGAGUCCAGCAAGGACGCCGGGACCAGUGCGAGCCGGCAGGUGUUCGUCCUGGACACGAAAGCGCUUCCACCAUCCGUCCGCGAGACUAUGGAAAACGGCGGUGACCACAGCAAAGGAGAGCGAAGAGACAUAAUGGCUGCUGUGUAUGAACAGUACACGAAGACGUGUCGCAGCAGGUACCUGAACAACGUAGACGCUAUCGCAGCUGACGUCGCAGAACAAUUCCCUGGGUUCGGGAAAGGACUGCGGCUGUCGGACCGGCUGAAACUUGUGAAGGAGUCACUGAUCAAUAAGUUCAAGAAUAAGAGGAAAGCAUGCGACGACCUCGAGGUUCAGCAGCGCAAGAAGACACCGAAGAAGCUUCCCAACUUCCUCCCAGACAUCUCCCGUGUGGACGGGAUGAAGGUGCACGAGUGCGUACUCGACAUGAAGAAGGGCACUCUCAACGAAAGCCAGGUGCAGGAAGCGAUGAAGAUAACUCUCCCAGACCGGCGUCGGAUGCUGGCCGGUGUCAAACGCGCAAGAAAAAGCAUCGCAGGAGUGAAAGCCAAGUAUCCACUGCUUUUUAACGAAAAUGAGAUAUGGGAAGAGUAUGCGCGACUGAAGUCGGACGCUCGGGGCGGCAAGGCCGUCCAGGCUGAUGCACUACGGGAGCUCAAAAAAGUUCUUCGCAACGUACCCGGCCACGACGCCGAAGGUCUGGUGGCCUCCCUGAAGGAACUGGAAACAGUUUUUGUAGAAGAGGAAGGACAUCAUACAUACCCCGUGAUCGUGCGGCGGGGUGGUAGUGCUGCCCUCUUCGUGGAGGGGGUGCACUGCGCCGCCCUCAGUGGGAGCGAGGAGCUCCAGCUCCUCACGUGGGCGGUAUCGUUUUCCGUGUUCUGCCAGCCGCUCUACUACCUUGGCAUCAAGAACACGGCCACUUUCCUGGCGGUAUACGUAGUACAUUCCGACGUUAAGAAGGAUGUUCCGACGGCGCUCCAGGCCGUGCUCACUAAACUUCUCCCAGCCGGCGAGCUGCAGCACUGAGCGAGAGAGAGAGAGGUCCUGGUUUCCGACUCAUUCGCCGGUUUUUCAUUGACUGCGGUCGAACUGGACGAGGGCGUGGUCCUGUCACGCCCCACUGCCACAUCGCCUGCCCAUUAUUCGCCCUUCAUGGGAGCCACGGACGUUGCUUUGAUGGCGGUGUAUAUGUGACAGGGCCCACUGCCACAUCGCCUGCCCCUUAUUCGCCCUUCAUGGGAGCCUAGACACGGACGUUGCUUUGAUGGUGGUGUAUAUGUGACAGGGGACUUUGUUUAAGUGUUUAAGAGGGUUACGUUUUUGCAGCGCUAAAACUAGAAAAAAAAACUGGAUCCCUGAAGUAAGGGAACGAAUGGUACGAGAAGGCGUCAAUGAUUGUGCACUGUGACUGUGCAGUGAAUAGAAAAAUAGAAAGCGCAUGCUUCUGUUAUGUGUUAUAUUUCGUGUUGUAUUUCGGGGAAAUAUAUCCGUACUGACCGGGUAA